AUGGAUCCACCAGUGAACCCACUACCCUCGACUUCCACAUCUUCCCUCGAACUGCUGUGUUUGCAAACUGAGGGGUUGGCCCCUAGCCAGGCUAGAAGCUCUGCAGUGACGCCGGGAGGCUCAGCCUGGCGCUACCGCUACCGGAGGGCCAAGUCCUCAGUGCGCAGCGCUCCUGCCUGCAGACAGUGCCGCUCCCUCCCGCUAGGAGGCCCCCUGGCUUUGCCAACACCUGACCGUCCUGGUCCUCGGGAGUCAGCCCGAACACAAGACUUUCUUCCCAAACUGCAGAACCCUUCUGGCUAUAAGGACAGAGUCGUGCUGGAACAGGAAGUUGGACAGACCUGGAGGUGCACGCACCCUCCCAAGGACGCAGAGAGCGAGACACAGACAGAAGAAUUAGCGAGAACAUCACGAGUCCUUCCCGGGUCUCUGCUGGAAGACUCGGCCUUCCUACCCAGCUGGCUCCUUCCUGACUCAGUGGGCCCAUCUGUAAACGCAAAUCGUUUCCCCACCUGCCUCCCCCGGCUGCUGUCAACAUUAGGUGAGAAGGCGAAUGAUAAAAUGGCGGAGGUGGAGAUGCCUGGGGGAGCAGAAGCUGCGCACGCUUGCGAGGCUGCUCUGACGUCUCGGAUGUGCGCCGCCCCGGCCAGACGUCUGGGGACACCUCUGAUCGUCCUUGUGACCCCAGUGCGUAUCUUGACUGUCUCUAAACAAGUCGAGUUCGAUUUAAGGCAAGGAGACGCAUGAGGGGGGAGGCGGUGGGGCGGGCAGCAUUGCUCCCCCUGCCACGGCGUGGCCUCACUGUAGCCCCCACCACCCCGGUCUCCCCGCUUCUCCAGCCUUCGAGCCUGAGCCGUGCAGAGCGGGGCUGGGAAGCGCAUGGUAGAUGAUCGUAUCUGAAAUCAUCACAUAAAAUGUUAUUAUAACUAUUUUCCAUUUAAAAUAAAAUGGAUGAAUAUUUAGCAACAGAGAUGGAGAUGGACACCCUCCCUUGGGCUCUGUGUCAGACAGUCACGCUUCACCUGCGGUCCCCGGGGAGCCCCCACGCAGGGGCACAGAGAGGGACGCCCGCGGUGGGCUGCUCUCGGCGGACUGCGCAGCGUGGCCGCUCAUGGGUUCGUGGGCCACGGCAUCCCAGCUGCGGGAACAUCCCUCUCGCGAGGGGGCUCUACAGAGCCCCGAGGAGAGGACUGUGGGUGGAAGAUGUUACUCACCAUGCCAACAGGAUCUGGCAACCAGAAACGGUGACACUUCGAGCCCGGGACGAGCUCUGCGCCAGCUAUAGAUAAGUCAGCAAAACAGCCGGUAAAGUCAGAGAGACUCCAACUGGGUUUGACAAGAAGAAAUUGGGCCAGCAGAUUCGACGUUAUUAGGAAGGCUGCACGAGAUACAGAUUUACAGGCCCUGUUCCUUCUGAAAAGGAAUCGUGCUGCGGGAGGUUUACACAGAACAGCACCGUGCACCCACCUCAACGACCUGCAGACGUGUUUUGGCGAAAGUUGCCUGUGUCAUCACCUCCGUGACCAAGAUGCAUUAUGGUUUCUUCACCCCAAAAGCUUCUCUUCUGCUUCCUCUCCCCACUUUUAGCCCUGGGCAAAUACUGCUCUGCUUCUGUUACUGUAGAUGGAUUUCGCACAAACGGAACCACACGGUUUAUCUUCAUUAGUGUCUGGCUGCUUUUUCUCGGCAUAAGGAUUUUGAGACUCGUUUAUGUUGUGUGUAUAAGAAGAUAAAUUCUUUCCUGUUACUAGGAACUGUUCCAGUGUUUGGCUAAGCCACAGUUACUCAUCUACCCAUCUGUUGAUGGAAAUUUGGGUU
Microcebus murinus (gray mouse lemur) is the source of this 1818-nucleotide messenger RNA. Lineage: Eukaryota; Metazoa; Chordata; Mammalia; Primates; Cheirogaleidae. The record is from RefSeq and is a predicted model, not a curated record.